This is a messenger RNA of Enhydra lutris kenyoni (northern sea otter), 1043 nucleotides long. RefSeq names its product SLA class II histocompatibility antigen, DQ haplotype C beta chain-like. The transcript has 6 exons. Gene Ontology annotation, biological process: antigen processing and presentation of exogenous peptide antigen via MHC class II; immunoglobulin production involved in immunoglobulin-mediated immune response; immune response. Gene Ontology annotation, cellular component: MHC class II protein complex; membrane. The record is from RefSeq and is a predicted model, not a curated record. The coding region runs from base 13 to 825 and encodes 270 amino acids. NCBI's taxonomy places the organism in Eukaryota, Metazoa, Chordata, Mammalia, Carnivora, Mustelidae. Gene Ontology annotation, molecular function: MHC class II protein complex binding.
CCUUUGUUUCCAAUGAUGCCUGGGAAGAUGGCUUUGUGGAUCUCCAAAGGCCUCUGGACAGCAGCUGAAAUCAUGAUCCUGGUGGUCCUAAAUUUCCCAGUGGCUGAGGGCAGAGAUUCUCCACAGGAUUUCGUGUUCCAGUUUAAGGGCGAGUGCUACUUCACCAACGGGACGAAGCGGGUGCGGCUCCUGGAUAGAUUAAUCUAUAACAGGGAGGAAGUCCUGCGCUUCGACAGCAACGUGGGGGAGUACCAGGCGGUGACAGAGGUGGGGCGGUCUAUCGCCCAGUCCUGGAACAGACAAAAGGAUGUCGUGGAGCGGGCGCGGGCGGAGGUGGACACAGUUUGCAGACAAAACUACCAGAUGGAGAAGAGUUCUACCUUGCAGAGGCUAGUGGAACCUACAGUGACCAUCUCCCCAUCCAGGACGGAGGUUCUGAACCACCACAACAUGCUGGUCUGCUCGGUGACAGAUUUCUACCCAGGCCAGAUCAAAGUUCAGUGGUUUCGGAAUGACCAGGAGGAGAAAGCUGGUGUGGUGUCCACUCCACUUAUUAGGAAUGGGGACUGGACCUUCCAGAUCCUUGUGAUGCUGGAAAUGACUCCCCAGCGAGGAGAUGUCUACACCUGCCAUGUGGAGCACCCUAGCCUCCAGAGCCCCAUCACAGUGGAGUGGUGGGCACAGUCGGAAUCUGCCCAGAGCAAAACGCUGAGUGGCAUCGGAGGCUUUGUGCUGGGGCUGAUCUUCCUCGGUCUGGGCCUUAUCGUCCGUCACAGGAGCCAGAAAGGACCUCGUGGGUCUCCACCAACAGAGCUCCUGCACUGACGCCGGAGGAUACCUGGCAUUCUGCCUUCUGUGUUGUCUUCCUAUCCUUCCCCAGAAUUCCCAGCUGCCUCACACCCUGUCGCCCAUGUGGAUCAGAAUCCUACAGUGCCUCUGACAGAGUCACCAGGUCACCUCCUGUGACCCCUGCCCUGAGGAUCUGACUGUGGUGCUGCUUCCUGCACUGGCCUCGGAGCCUCUGCCUGUGAGCUCCCUGCCAG